AUGAAUUACACAAUUCUCCUUAUAACCGCACUUUGUGUAAUAGCCACAAAUGCUUCACCGGCGCCUUUUAAGCUGCCGACACAGUUGGUUCAGAAAGUAAAGCGCGUAGGAAAUCAGUGUAUUAAAGAAACUGGUGCUCCGGCCGACUCCCUCACAAACACCAUCCCUUGGAAUCUCGCUGAAAACGAAAUAAACAACAAAUUCUUGUUUUGUCUUUGCAAAGAAAACAAUUUAAUUAACGAUCAAGGUGACUUUAAUUCUGAAAAGGUUAUGAACGUUUUCUCCAACAGCGACAAAAAAGAUGACAUCGCUAAAGUAUUUACAGAAUGUAAUGCGCUAAAAGCCAAAGAUAAAUAUGACACUGUGUACAAGAUAACGGAUUGUUUCUUUGGAAAAGCACCUAUAAGUUUGUCUUUGUAA
Molecule: messenger RNA, 420 nt
Organism: Papilio polytes (common Mormon)
Lineage: Eukaryota; Metazoa; Arthropoda; Insecta; Lepidoptera; Papilionidae
Exons: 2
Coding region: 1-420 (139 amino acids)
Biological process (GO): sensory perception of smell
Molecular function (GO): odorant binding
Source: RefSeq, a predicted model, not a curated record